This is a messenger RNA of Yarrowia lipolytica CLIB122, 1476 nucleotides long. RefSeq lists its product as uncharacterized. The record is from RefSeq and is a predicted model, not a curated record. Gene Ontology annotation, biological process: mRNA splicing, via spliceosome. Lineage: Eukaryota; Fungi; Ascomycota; Dipodascomycetes; Dipodascales. Gene Ontology annotation, molecular function: protein binding; mRNA binding. Gene Ontology annotation, cellular component: catalytic step 2 spliceosome.
AUGGCACUCCUCAAUGCGGCCCCCCAGGCUGACGAAUCGCCCGAAGAGGCCCAGCUGGUGCACAAGCCCGCGCAAAGAAGCACUCUAGCCGACAACACACCGACCGGCCAUGCACAGAAGGAGGCGUUUGACGCAUCCACGUUCCGACAGCAACACCAAGAUUUCAAAAGCACGGGAGUGGCGUUAGAUCCAUCCAUCGCCACCCAGGGCCAGCUUGUACACAACCAGAAUGUCGGUGGAGACAAUACACAGAACAACCGGCCGUUAAAACGCCACAAAAAGGGAGAGGUGGGUGUCUUGGAAGGCAAGAAGGCAUACAAGGGACCAUGGGCAGCAUAUGACGACGAAGAAAGCACUAGUGAGGAGGAAGAGGAGGACGACAGCGUGAAUGACGUUGAGGACAACACCAAUGUUGUCAUUGCAGAUGCCGAGACUGAGCCUGAAACCGUCAAGGAGAGCUCUAUUCUACAUGUCAAGGGCAAAGACUACCUGGGACGAUCUUUCAUGCACAUUCCCCAAGAUUUGGGUAUCAAGCUGACACGUGAUCCUGGGGAGAGCGAGUGGCAUGUUCCUACCCGAAAGGCCCAUACGUAUACUGGUCACACUGGUGGUGUGAACGCACUACGUUUGUUCCCCAAGGCUGGUCAUCUGCUGUUGUCUUGUGGUAACGACUCUAAAAUCAAGCUAUGGGACGUUUACCACAAGCGCGAGCUCAUCCGCACAUACUCUGGACACUCGCGUGCUGUUAAAGACAUAUCUUUUAACAAUGAUGGUACGAGGUUCCUGUCUGCAUCAUACGACAAGAGUGUCAAGUUAUGGGAUACAGAAUCAGGGGAGUGUCUGGCUCAGUUCUCCACGGGCAAGAUCCCCAACGCGGUCAAGUUCAACCCCAACAACAACAAUGAGUUUCUUGCUGCCAUGGCUGACCGUAAGAUCAUCCAUUGGGACAUCACAACGAAGGAGACUAUCCAGACGUAUGACCAUCAUCUGGGACCUGUGAACACAAUCACAUUUGUGGACGAGAACCGGAGAUUCAUGACCACAUCAGACGACAAGACGGUGCGAGUCUGGGAUCUCCAAAUUAACGUCCCCAUCAAAUAUAUUGCUGACCCUGCUCAGCACUCUAUGCCUUCUGUACAGAUUCAUCCCUCUGGCAACCACGUGGCUGCUCAGAGUAUGGACAACCAGAUUGUGGUGUUUGCUGCCAAGGACCGGUUCAGACAGAACCGAAAGAAGACCUUCACAGGUGCAUCUUCAGCAGGAUAUGCCAUUGAGGUCAACUUCUCGGCGGACGGCAAAUACCUCAUGUCUGGAGACACAGGUGGAAAUGCCUAUUUCUGGGACUGGAAGACUUGUAAGCUCAAGAGUAGCUUCAAGGCCCACGAUAGUGCCCUUCGGUGCAUUGCUGCCCACCCCCAGGAGAGCAGCAAACUGGUUACUGCAGGUAGAGGCAGUGAGAUCAAGCUAUGGGAGUAG